AUGUACACAUCGUCCGUCAUUCAAAAUGAAAUCAUUGAAUUGUGUGGAAAUGCCAUCCAAAAGCAAAUAAUUGACAAAGUUAGACAGUCAGGUUUCUUUGCUGUACUUGCCGACGAAGCGCAAGACGUAUCGCGUUAUGAACAGCUAUCCCUUUGCCUUCGCUAUGUCGACUGCUCUUCUCGAAAGGCUCUUAUUCGAGAGGACUUCGUUGGAUUUGUACACAUACAUGAUUUUACAGCAUCAGCUUUAGCUUUGACCACCAUGGAAAGUCUCAAAUCGUUCGGAUUAGAUUUGGAGAAUUUAGUCGGUCAGGGCUAUGAUGAGGCGGCUGUAAUGAGCGAACGAUUUAAAGGUAACCUACGGAAUGAACGAGAUUUCUCAAAUCUUUUUGAAGAAGCGAAACACUUAAGUUCAGCUGAUCUAAGUGUUCCAAGAGUAACUGGAAGACAAAUAAACUGCAGUAAUAUACCAGGGGACACACCUGAAGUUUACUACCGGCGGAAUAUAUUUUACCCAUUUAUCGAACAUGUAGUCACCGAAAUCGAGGCUCGCUUUAAGUCCCACGAAGAAUCAAUUUCAGGAAUUCAGUUGAUUUUACCAGACCGGACCCAAACCACUGACACAGCAAAGAAAUGUAUUGCAAGAAUAGGGGAAAUAUUUCUUAGUGAAGCUGAAAAGAAAGUUGUGGUUAGCGAGUAUGAACUUUGGCACAACCACUGGUGUAAUCAAGAAAUGCCCUCUACUGUCUUAGAAGCAAUGGAUCGAUGUGAUGAACUUUUCUUCCCAACGAUAAGGCAGCUUCUUCAAAUCUUGGCAACACUUCCAGUAUCAACUGCCACGCCUGAGACCAACGGCUUACAGGAUUCGCGCUUAUGA
Messenger RNA from Ceutorhynchus assimilis (cabbage seed weevil), 876 nucleotides. The record is from the annotation of a GenBank genome assembly. NCBI's taxonomy places the organism in Eukaryota, Metazoa, Arthropoda, Insecta, Coleoptera, Curculionidae.